AUGUGGAAGAAGCACUUCCCGCUGCGCAGGCCCCGGAAUGCGGUCUUGGGACACUAUUUGCAUACCUGCAGAGUCACUGUGGCUGACGACGACACGUUUCCCACAAACAGGAAUGGCGACAAGCUGCGAGAGGGGAGAGCUGCUGAAAUCCAGCCUGUGGUUCUUUGGACUGAAUAUCUCAAAAUGAGCCUCAAGGACCGCAAGGUGCGGAGGGCGGCUAUUUACAACCUUCUCACAGAUCAGGUUCGGAACCUGGCCUAUCUUUGGCAAGUCAUGCUUACAAAGUAUUUGAUCGAUCAAGUGCUGGCAGAAGAGCCGCUGCCUUUCUUCACAGAUCCGAUGAUGCCCCAAGGACGAGAGGAGCGAGUUUGGCUCACGAUGGCGUUCUCAUUUCUACCACAUGCUGUGAUGCUGUUUCUGAACCGAAUGAAAGCUGAGCGGCGUAUUCAGGGCAUGGUCGUCAAUCAGCUACAAGGAAACUUGUUGAGGAAGUUUCUGAACUACAACGAGGACUCUCGUGACUCUGUGUCGACAUCGGAUUUGGCGAUGGCCAUAACACGCGAUGUACCUGAGCUUGUGGAGCAUGGCUUCAUGGGUAUCUUUGAGCUCGUUGAGAAUCUUGGCUUGGUGAUUGUUCUCGGCAUUCUCAUGCUGGCGCAGAGCCAACUGUCUGUCCUCACACCCAUCUGUUUUUUGAUGAUUCCUCUGGCAAUGCUGAUAUUCAUUUAUAUUCGUCACCCGGAGACUGAACGCCGAGAUCGAAUGGUCUUCCAAAGGCAAACCGAGAUGUUGAUCUUAGUUCAUCAAGUGACGGACAACACUCGAUUGAUCACCGAUUAUUUUCAGCGACCCACAAUGGUGGUCAGCUUCAAUGAAAGGGUUGCUGAAUGCAACAAAGCCACCACCUUGGCGAACAUGUUCAGGGUGACAAACUCCGAAUUCGCGCCGUUCAUGACUACUGUUGUGAUAGCAAUCUAUGUCCUGUUCCACUAUGCAUCUGUCGUGGAUAAAACGAUCACCAUUGGAGAGUUUCUCACCUCCAUCGCUGUGUGGCGAAGCAUUGGUGGUGCGUAUCAGAAUGCUUAUAAGGACAUGUUGCAAAUUCAGCAGGCAGCCGCGUCACUGCUGAAUGUCAUACACUACAUGAACCUGCCAGUCGAUACGCUAGAGCGGAUGCAGAUCACCAGGGACAUGCUGGAUUGCGGCAAAACUGCCCAAAUGCAGGCACAUCAUCAAGUGUUUAGCAAGCAGCCGGCAAACUCGCCUUAUGUUGAUCCCAGCGAAACGGUCUCCCUCAACGGAGAGAAGGUACCAGCCAAGUACCCUCAAGACCUUGUGCAGAUCCAUGCGGACCAAAUCUGCUUCGCCUAUCCUGCACGAACUGGAGGCGGCAUCGACCUCCUGAAGAAUGCCAGCUUCAGCAUUCCACAAGGCAAUCUCGUGGCCGUGGCGGGGCCCAAGGGAUGCGGCAAAAAGACACUUCUGGAGCUACUUGCUGGCAUCCUCUUGCCCUCUGGCCAUACGAAGCUCUUCGUGCCUCCGCAUUUGCGGGUUCUCCAUGUGUCGAAGGACCCGCAGCUCUUGCCUGAGAUCACACUCUUUGAGAACCUCACAUUUGGCCCUUCAGAUGGCCAAGACGAGGAGCCAGAAAGAGUGAUGGCCAUCUGCCAGCGGCUGGGCCUCAGUGCAGAUGCUCUGAAGCUGAUUGAUGAGUCCAUAAAUCGGCAGGGAGAUGUGAAGAAAGGACGCCAGACAGAGAAGAUGCGUGUGGCGUCCGGCCGCUCCAGCUUGAGCAACACCCAGGUGAUGAACCCCGAAGUCCUCAUCUUGCAUAAGCCCUUGGAGCAUUUCGACUACGUCUUUGCCCGCCGCGUUGUGGAGAUCCUACGGGAAUUCGUAGAUCUGCGUGGUCUGGAAAAGCCGCGAGACUCUCUGCACCUCCGGAGUCCCAGGACAUGCAUUUUCUCUGUUGGCCACCUAGAGAACUUGGAAGACGUGGACAUCCUCCUCCAGGUCAACAGCAAGCAGGUUGAGGCAGUGGAUAUUGUCUCACUUUGCCGCUUAAAGCAGGAAGUGGGGCAACUGUUCCACGCGUUGGACAAAAACGUGGACAAUCUCUUGGACCGCGAGGAGUUUAUGAACAUGGCUGAGGUGGCACCAGCAAGUAUGGAACUCUUCGGCGUUCCGCAGGGGACGGAAACUGGCUCGGCGAAGCGCGAGCUGAACAAGAUUUUCGACAAAGUGGAUGACAGUCAAGGUGGCAACAUUGAUCAGGAAGAGUUUGUUGGCUUCAUCCGCAUGCAGUUCGAUGACCAGCUCGCAGAAGCCGUGAAAGCCGUGCAGAACCCCGCGGGUGCAAUUUCCAAGGUUGCCGAGAUUCAAGCCCUCAAGGCGACGCGCAAGCAGAUGGAGUUUGCCAACGCUCCUGGGUAUAAGCAUCUUGAUGCGUGGGAUGCGCCUGAGAUUCCGCCGCAUACGGCAAUCUUGGGUUUCCCCGCAACAUCCAAAAAGCUGCCCCUCACAUUCUGA
Messenger RNA from Symbiodinium pilosum, 2529 nucleotides. Lineage: Eukaryota; Dinophyceae; Suessiales; Symbiodiniaceae. The record is from the annotation of a GenBank genome assembly.